AGGAAAACAUUCUGUGUGUAUUCAACCGGUAUGUAGCGGGAAACAAUUGCUUUGCCAGUGCGAAAAUUUAUUCAGGUGGAAACUUCAACUAGAGCAGAACUCCUCAUGGCCAAAACUAAAAAGCCUGAAUCAGGCCAACAAGAAACAUUAUCGAGAAAGAAAGCGUUGGAGCUUUAUAAAACCACCAUUAACUUCAAUGUCAUCAACAGAUAUGACCCAGCCGUGAAGAAAUUAUUAUAUAACACCUCGUAUUGUGUGGUGUACAAGUUUGAUGACAGCACUGAACAAUGGAAUAAGACGGACUAUCAGGGCACUUUGACGCUUUAUUUGAGGAGUUUCCAAGUGUCACAGCAGAACUUUGAGCCAACCUUGCAAAGUCUUCAAAAUUUGUUCUGUUACGGCUUGAUACUCUUAAACCGUAAUAACCCAGAAUGUUUUUCCAUUGGGCUAUUACCCAACAAUGUCACCAAACACUAUUUUCCUCGAGGAGUUGACCACAACGGUAUCCUGCAAAUGGACGUGGAACUCAACGACAACUUGAUUAUCGUCAAGAGCCUUCUAGGUGAUAUCUACGGGUUGUGGGUGUUCAAUGAAGUGGACAGAAUGAAACUUUUCAAGUUGUUACAAUUCUGCUUGACCACUGACUCAUCCACCCUUUAGUCACAAGCACUCUCCCUUGUGGCAUGACCGUUACGUGUAUAGAAUUCAUAUAUAAUACAACCUGAAACCCUGGCUUAACU
Molecule: messenger RNA, 740 nt
Organism: Yamadazyma tenuis ATCC 10573
Lineage: Eukaryota; Fungi; Ascomycota; Pichiomycetes; Serinales; Debaryomycetaceae
Source: RefSeq, a predicted model, not a curated record